Molecule: messenger RNA, 1434 nt
Organism: Trichoderma atroviride IMI 206040
Lineage: Eukaryota; Fungi; Ascomycota; Sordariomycetes; Hypocreales; Hypocreaceae
Biological process (GO): intracellular calcium ion homeostasis
Cellular component (GO): perinuclear region of cytoplasm
Source: RefSeq, a predicted model, not a curated record
AUGGCUUCUCCCGAGCUGGCCAUCACCAAGGCGACGCUGUCGGCCACGCUCUUUCGCGCCGACCCAACCUCGCUGAACCGCGCCGCGGUCGACGCCUUCUUCACGCUGCUAGACGACGCCAUCAUCCAGUGCUCCCGCCAGAACGUUCAGAAAUGCAAGGCUUGGAUAGUCGACAACGUGGUCCCAUCCGCCGCGCGCUGCACAGCCUUGGGCAAGUUCUGGGCCGUCCUGUCAAAGAAUCUGGCCGUGGAGAAUGACGGGAAGAAGCGCCGCAGCGCCAAGAGACGGAGGCUGCACCUCCUCUACAUUGUCAAUGAUGUCCUUUACCACGAGCUUGUGCGCCAGAGCAACCGCAAGCUGGGAGAGACGUGGGCUGGCGUCUUGCCCGCCAUGAUUGGGAAUGCGGCGGCUUUCGACAACUGCCCCAAGCAUAAGAGCAAGCUCAAGGGCCUGAUUGAUUUGUGGGAGGAAAAGGGGUACUUUACGCCAGAGGUGGUUGCGCAGCUUCGCACGGCUCUCGCCAACGGCUCUGCUGAGAUUACGGCUGUCAAUCUUGAGCUUUCGGAGAGCUCCCUUAAACUCGCCAAGGACGCGCCGUAUAUUCUACCCUCCUUCCAUGGCGAUGCUUCCAUCCCAUGGUACGAUCUUCCUGCGGGCACCUGGCUACCUCACAUCACACCAAACUCUUCCAGACCCAUGAUCCCCGAUCAAAUCCGCCCCAUCCAACUCGCGGCAGGUCCUGCGGAAAAGCGAGUCGUGGAUGCUGUCAAGAUGUUGCUGAAAGACGCAGACUACGUCUACGCUAAAGAGAGCGAGCCGAGCGACGACUUACAGACGGGCUUCAGCGAACUAGGCGAACGUAUCAUUGUGGACGAGAUUACGGGUGAGGUGCUUCGAGGAGAGAGUUACUACGGCUGGUCUCGCCAAUUCUGCGAGCGCAUGAGAGAGAGACAGAAGAAAUCUGCAAAGGCGUCCGGAGAACGCUCACAGUCCGCAUCGAGAUCACGGCCGAGAUCAAGAUCAAGCAGUUACUCCAGAGAUCGAUCCCGAAGCUUAUCUCCACCUUCGUUUAAGCGACCUCGGCUUUCAGCGCGCGACAGGAGUCGCAGUCAAAGUCGCAGUCGUGGUCGCAGCUACAGCCGCAGCCGGAGCCGGAGUCGAAGCCGUCGUCGAGAUGGCAGCCGUAGCCGGGGCCGCCACAGUCGCAGCCGCAGUCGAAGCCGAAGUCGUGGGAGAUAUGACAGCAACGACGCAUCUGGUUCCAGGUACCGGUCAAUAUCACGCCAGUACAAUGAUCGCUCUCCUCAGCCUCAGCUUCAGCCUCAGGCACCGCCUAAUAUGCCGCCUAUGCCAUUCCCUCCACCACCCAACGCCAUGGCAUUUCCAUUUCCGCCUCCCCCUCUGCCGGGAUUCCCACCGCCCCCGAUCCCUCCU